Molecule: messenger RNA, 1551 nt
Organism: Orbilia oligospora ATCC 24927
Lineage: Eukaryota; Fungi; Ascomycota; Orbiliomycetes; Orbiliales; Orbiliaceae
Exons: 1
Coding region: 1-1551 (516 amino acids)
Source: RefSeq, a predicted model, not a curated record
AUGCCCAAGAGCCGCCAACCAUACAACUAUACUUACAAGCCCUCCUAUCAAACCUCCUCGAAUUCCCCGCGUCCAACGUCGGGUUCAUUCGCAUCAGGUUCAAGAUCUUCAACAGCCAACACCGCCGGCCCAACAUCCCUCUCCACUGCUCCAGAGCCCGCUCUAGAACGAGUAGGCCCGUCCGGCAGCGUAAACGAACUCCUAAGUCACUUACGGCUGACCCAACAGCCAGCCCAAAACACUCGCGAUGAACACACCGAAGGUCGCUUCAAUACCUUUGCGCCGGCCCCAACUGUACAUCCUUCCCUCCAAGCUAUCUUGGGCGUAGACCAAGCCUUACCACCACAACCAAGAGCUAGGGGCUUCGUUACUCCAAAUUCAUGGCGUACAAGGAAUGGUUUCGACCCUUAUCGACGGCUGCAGGAUGGGGAAUCUACCACAUCAUCCGCGAGCGGAUUUGAAGCUCGAGGGAGCUCUAUGUAUCCAAACUAUGAAGUUGGAUCGGCGUUUGAUUUGGAGACGAUAGCAGGUGUGGAUCACGAUCCGGCCUUGUCACUCGUCAAUCUAUGUCUAAGAGCCGUGGCGAGAAAUUGGGCUUUUCAUCGUGUUUAUGACAAGUACUAUCUGAGGGAUCUACGGCCGGUUCAUAAGAGUCUUUUGCUGGCGCAUUUAGCGGCUUGUACAAUAUCUCGACGGCAACAAUAUGUGGAUGAGGGAGAUGUGCUCAUCGGAUCGAUAGACAAAGCUGGCUUUGAACUAUUGUUCCGUGCUCCGUUUCCAGCGGAUACCUACGACGGAAACGACGAAAGUGUUGCCGGUGAAAUUGACAAGUCUCUUCCUCUGGCUGGGAUGGAAUUUGUCACUCAUCUCAACUUUGCUGGAUCAAUCGGUUAUAGUAUUUCCUUAAGAGAUUUGAAUCGAUUGUUCAGCAAGAAGGUUUCGACUCCUGCUCCAACUGAGUCUGCAGGGAAAUCACCUGAGAAACAGAAGCAGGCGGUCAUAUUUGAUAGUUGGGAAGACAUCGUUGACCAUGAAGAGGAAGCUGCUGGUCUAAGCUUGCUCGGCCCCGAUCUACGAAUUCGUCACUUCCCCAAUCUAACCCACCUCUCUCUCGCAUAUCCGAGGAACAGCGCGAUCUCCUUUUCAGACCUCCUAAAACUCACUAAAGAUAGUGUUCCCACAAUAACUCACCUCUCCCUCGCCGGCUGGCCAACCCCUACAUCUGGUGCUUCAUCUCUCCCCCUAGAAACUAGAGUUUCUACAAACAUAAGGCAUUUGUCCCAAAGCCUUAUCUGUCUUCGAUACCUUGAUGUUUCAGAUUGUGAUUCAGAUAUGUACAAAGGCCUAGAGGGAGCGGAUUGGGCUGAAUGUUGGAAAAAAGUAGAUGAUGUGAUUGCAAGGCAAGGACGUGCACUUUCAGCAAAGGGAGAGAGGGUGCUCAGUAAGAGAAAUCAGACAAUCAUGGAUACUGAGCAGGCGGUGAAGGCAUUGAGGAGGGCUUGUAAAGGAGAGAUGUGUAGGUUUGUGUACAGUCAGAAAGAAGAAGUUUAA